Oncorhynchus nerka (sockeye salmon) is the source of this 3997-nucleotide messenger RNA. RefSeq names its product zinc finger protein OZF-like. Gene Ontology annotation, biological process: regulation of transcription by RNA polymerase II. The record is from RefSeq and is a predicted model, not a curated record. Gene Ontology annotation, cellular component: nucleoplasm. The transcript has 2 exons. Bases 242 to 1738 code for a protein of 498 amino acids. Gene Ontology annotation, molecular function: DNA-binding transcription repressor activity, RNA polymerase II-specific; RNA polymerase II cis-regulatory region sequence-specific DNA binding. Lineage: Eukaryota; Metazoa; Chordata; Actinopteri; Salmoniformes; Salmonidae.
UCCUUCAACAACAACUGCUAGUCAGACACCUCGGUAGCUUUUUAGCAAAAAUAGUUACAACAUUCACGCUCUUUACACUGUUUUUGGUGUAUAUUAGUCGAAGUGUAUUAAACACACUUCUGUCGUAUGUACUUUUUGGCCCAUUUCAUUAUAUAUUUACGUUGUUUGUCAGCUAGCUGGUUUACAAAAUUAGCUUAGAACUAGGCUAGUCGGUAAUGCUAGCUAGCUAACAUCCCCGACCAUGAGUUCACUAAGCGACUCUCCUCCUGAUAAAGAAGAGCAGGUGUGCUGGACGGAGAAAGAAGCUCUCGUCAAAGAGGAGGAGGAGGAUGUUACAAUACAAAAACAAGUAGAGGGUGAGGCUGGUACCGUGAAAGAAGAAGAGAAAGACGUUUCAGUGAAAGAAGAGGAAGACGCGUUCAGUGUGAAAGAGGAGGAGGAUGUUACAGUAAAAGAAGAGGAGGAAGAUGCAGUUUUCGGAGUGGAGGAUGAAGUGAAAGAAGAUGAAGACGUUUUUGAAAUGAAGGAUGAAGAGGGGGAGAUUACUGUCACAUUAGAGGAGGACGAAGAAGAGAAGACUGGAGAACUGAUUAACACCAGUAAAUACAGAGAGAGACGGGACAAUCGUGGAUCCUCUGGGGAGCCUCAACAACAUCAUGAUGCUGACGAGGCAGAGAAGUGUCUCUCCAGAUCAGAACUCCUCAAGAAACACCAGCAUAAACCCACAGGGAAGAGAACUCAUUGCUGCUCUGACUGUGGGAAAAGAUUCAACUCUUCAUCAAACCUUAAAAUACAUCAAAGAAUUCACACAGGAGAGAAAUCUUAUGGCUGUGAUCAAUGUGGGAAGAGUUUUACUCUGCUUCACACCCUGAAAUCACACCAGAGAUCACACACAGGAGAUAAAUCUUAUAGCUGUGAUCAAUGUGGGAAGAGUUUUACUACAUCUAUCAAUCUAACUAUACACCAGAGAACACACACAGGGGAGAAACCAUAUAGCUGUGAUCAAUGUGGGAAGAGUUUUACUACAUCUAGCUAUCUAACUAUACACCAGAGAACACACACAGGAGAGAAACUUUACAUCUGUGAUCAAUGUGGGAAGAGAUUUAUUCUGCUACAAACCCUGAAAUCACACCAGAGAAUACAUUCUGGAGAGAAACCUUUUGGCUGUGAUCAAUGUGGGAAGGGUUUUACUACAUCUAGCUGUCUAACUAUACACCAGAGAACACACACUGGAGAGAAACCUUAUAUCUGUGAUAAAUGUGGGAAGAGUUUUACUACAUCUAGCAAUUUAACUAUACACCAGAGAACACACACAGGGGAGAAACCUUAUAGCUGUGAUCAAUGUGGGAAGAGUUUUACGACUUCUAGCUAUCUAACUAUACACCAGAGAACACACACAGGAGAGAAACCUUACGCCUGUGAUCAAUGUGGGAAGAGAUUUAUUCUGCUACAAACCCUGAAAUCACACCAGAGAAUACAUUCUGGAGAGAAACCUUUUGGCUGUAAUCAAUGUGGGAAGAGUUUUUCUCACCCAAGCAGCCUGAUAGUACACCAGCGGGGACACACAGGAGAGAAAUAUUUUAGCUGUGAUCAAUGUGGGAAGAGUUUUUCUACAUCUUGCAAUCUAACUAUUCACCUGAGAACACACACAGGAGAUAAAUCUUAUAGCUGUGAUCAAUGUGGGAAGAGAUACUCUGAUAAAAGAUCUCUGAUUAAACAUCGGAAAAUACAUACAUGAAGGAGUUGUUUCAUGAUAUCAAUGAAAUAAUGUCACAAUGCAGAAUGUUUUAACAUUGUAGUAGCAGUAUUUGAAUGAAUGUCAGAAUGUAGAAUGAACCCUAAACGUUUGCCCCCUGUUCAGUUGAUAUUAGCCUCAGCGGGAAAAUCAAGGCUCUGAAUUGAAAGAGUACUAUUUAUGUGAUUUAACAUAAAGGGACAAAAUAAAUUGUGUUACACUUACCACGUUGGUGACCCACUUGAAUCAAAACGCAACACUUCAACAUGUUUAGGUUUUCAAUAUAUCCCGAACUGUUUCUGCAUAUUGGUUAUUGAUUUGGACAUGUUACAACUAUUUUUUGACAUUGUGCUGUUCCAAUUUAGCAAAAUGUAAUUGAAAAGACGUUGAAAAUAAGACUAUGCCCGACGUCCAAUAUAUGUUCGGUUGUUGUUGAAAGUUGAAAAGAUGUCUUUUUGGGUUGUUUUUUCAAUGACUUGAAAACAACAUAAUUUCAACAUAUGGACGCAGUAUAAUACAUUGGUCUAUAAUCAAUUUGAUUAACAAUCCUACAUCACUCCAGUAUUUCUUUACAACAUUCAAAUGCUACUUGUCUUUAUUCCACUACUGAAGAAGCAUGUCUCAAAUCACCUCAUAUUUCAAACAUUCAGCCUGACAAAAGAUACAUGUUUUAUUAUUCCAUGCCUCACCAUUAAGUUAUUAUUGCCAAUACACAUUAACAAAGGGGUGUACUUUUGGUUUUGAUAUUUCAUAUUUACAAUUCAUGUAACAUUUAGUAAUAAUUAUUUAUGCAAACAACUGACAAUUUUUGGGAACAAUUAUAUUGACAUUGUUAUCCUGCUUUUAGACUAUCAGGGUUCAUUCUCAGAUUCUCAGUGCCAAACCAAAUGUACUAGAGCAUGACAUUGGGGACUGGGUCCUGAUCCAACAACAUGCCUAUCGAGUGAACCCUGAAAAGAGAGAGAAGCUCCGCAGUGAGGUUGAAAGUUACUACAGGUAUUGCAGGAGUUUCCUCUUGAAAUCAGACAUGUCUUUGGUAAGGACAACUUGGUUGCUGAUUGUCUCAAGGGUGGGCAGUCAAAAAUAUUUGUGUUUUGCAUUUAUCCAGUGUGUUACCAUGGAUACCAAUUUAUUUUGACAUGUUUUUUCCGUGUUGGAGAUUAGUUUUAUCUCUUAUUCUUUUCUGCACUGUUGGUUAGGGGGCUCGUAAGUAAGCAUUUCACAUGUUGUAUUCCAGCAUUUCACUGUUAGGUUUACACCUGUUGUAUUUGGCGCAUGUGACUACAAUUUGAUUUGAGUUUUGUUUGGGCUCUUCCAAGGGGAUGAGAGCUUCUAAAAAGUUUUAGGAAGAAAAGUGUUCAAGAAGCUUGUGGGUUCUAGAAGCUCGUGAAUUGUAGGACUUGAUAGAAAGAAAAUGGGGGAAAAAAUUAUACGAUUGUAUGUUAUUAUUUAGAAAUACUGUUUUUUUCUUGUUUUUAAUUGUUGACAGCAAGUUGUGUUUUGUUGGUGGUGAGAAAACAUGUCCAACAAAAAUAUAGGAUAUAUUUGUUGUCUUAAAGGGGAAGGUGUUACAGGCUUUGGUUUUUCCAUUUAUAUUUUCAGGUUGGACCUUAGCGCGUUGGAAAGGGGGAUACCUAGUCAGUUGUACAACUGAAUGCAUUCAACUGAAAUGUGUCUACGGUGCACGUCUGGCUUGUUAGCACGUAGGACGCACUGAUUGGUGUCACCUCGUUAGUCAGUAUGUGUUACACCUGUGCUGGCUUGUCCAUCUCGUUAUUGGGAAGGUGUUUCACCUGAGCUGAUCCAGGUUAUAUUUAAGUGUCUGGCCCAGUGCUUCAGUUGUCUUGAUAGAUGUGGAGAGUCAACACAUUUUGUUGCUCCACUUCCUAUCUUUAAGUUUUGUGUGGGUUUUUCUUUUGUUUGCCUCUUCUUGGGCAGAUUUAGUGGGUCUCAUGGUGGGUGUAUUUUAGAUCCCAGUUGUUACUGGUCAACAUUCAGUGGACACCCCCAUAGUGUCUUUCAGAACCCCUCUAAAAAACAAGCUUGUUUUUUGGGUUGGAUAUUGCAUCCUAUUAAUAUUUUAAUCAAUGGAAUUUCCUUAGGGUGCCCAUUAGUCUUUCAGUUAUUAGUCUUCUGUUUGUUGUGUACUAAAUAUUUAUUUAUUUUAAUUAUUUUAUUUGUUUUUUUUUUUCCUGUGAAGCCAUUGUGUUGCAUCCAUGUCUGAAAUGUGCUGUAUAAAUAAAGCUUGAUAUGAUUUCAACA